UCCGCUCCUGCGCGCUGGGGCUCCGGCGGACCGCGCUGUCUGGACGUGAUGGCCGCUUCCCGCUUACCCCCAGCGACGCUAACGCUAAAGCAGUUCGUGAGAAGGCAACAAGUUCUCCUCCUCUACAGAAGGAUUUUGCAGGCAAUUCGGCAAGUUCCAAAUGAUUCUGAUCGCAAAUACCUGAAGGACUGGGCAAGGGAAGAAUUCAAAAGAAACAAAAGUGCCACCGAAGAGGAUACAAUCCGGAUGAUGAUUACUCAAGGCAAUAUGCAGCUCAAAGAGUUAGAAAAAACACUUGCUUUAGCCAGAUCUUAACUACAGCAUUAUUCUGAAAGGUUUUCAAAGUCUCCAUGUGUUUAAUUGAGCUUAGGCUCAACAGUGGGUAGCCCAAAGCCAAGUGAAACCAUCUGUACAUAGAGCCCUUGAGCAAAAUAUCAGAAACAUGGAGCAUGGCCUAUCAGAGAGAGCCAAGAAAAGGGCAUAAGAGCAAUCGUCUUAGCACUGAAAACAUACCUUUUAUUUUGAAAAUGUUCUUGGAUAUUUCAGUUUUUGGAAGAAGCAAAAAUCAGUACAAUAGAUAGCACAUAAAAAGAUGUUCAACACCAUUAAUCAUUAGGAAAAUGCAAAUCAAAACCACCAAGAGAUACUAUUUACAUCCACUAGAAUGGCUAUAAUUAAAAAGGGAGAUAGGGCUUCCCUGGUGGCGCAGUGGUUGAGAGUCCACCUGCCGAUGCAGGGGACAUAGGUUCGUGCCCCGGUCCGGGAAGAUCCCACAUGCCGCGGAGCGGCUAGGCCCCGUGAGCCAUGGCCGCUGAGCCUGCGCGUCCAGAGCCUAUGCUCCGCAACGGGAGAGGCCACAACAGUGAAGAGGCCCGCGUACCGCCAAAAAAAAAAAAAAAAAAAAAAAGGGAGGUAAUUGCAAAUGUUGGUGAGGAUGUGGAGAAACUGGAACCCUUAAACACUGCUGGUGGGACUAUAAAAUUGUGCAGCCACUUUGGAAAAAAGACCGUCAGUUGCCCAAAAGGUUAAACAGCAUUAUUCAUAAUAGCCAAAAAGUAGACAAUCUAAAUGCCCAUCAGCUGAUUAAUGGAUAAGUAAAACGUGGUCUACCCAUACAAUAAAAUAUUAUUUAGCAAACAAAAAGUGAUGAAGUACUGAUACAUGCUACACCUGGAUGAACCUUGAACAUUAAGUGACCAGUCACAAAAGAUCAUGUAUCGUAUGAUUCUAUUUAUAUGAAUGCAUAACUCUGAAUAUACUAAAAUCUACUGAACUGUACAUCUUACAGGUAUGAUAUGUGAAUUAUAUCUGAAUAAAGCCAUUUUUCCCCAAUUUUUUUGGAAAUAUAAUUGAUAUAUAAUAUUGUGUAAGUCAAUUAAGCUGUUUUAAAACAGUGUGAGGUAUAGGGCUGGAGGUGUACUGACCUCAGGAGACACCAUGGAGCUUCCUUGGAAAGUCCUUCUGCAUUAACCCUCAGGGUUGUUGAGGUAUGUUCUUCAGAUGUGUUGCAUCUGAUACUCAAGAGGACUUUCCAAAAAGGUUCACCACUGGGAAUCUAGAACUUUGUAGGAAAAAGAAGAGAGAGAAGUUUAACAAAUGCACUGAAGCACCUACCAAAAAGAAGAGGCAACUCCUGGUCAAAACUAAUGUGGUUACCUCAAUAUCCACAUGGAAAGUAAAAUAAAUCAUUAAUUAAGGAAGCUCCUCAGUGCAUUAGGUUCUCCUCCAGUGACAGGAGAAAACAGAGUUUGAAGAAUACGUUAGAGACAGAAGUUGACUUCAGGACACUUUUGAAAGAGACCAAAUGUGUUUAACAGUUAAUUUAGUGAAAGUGAAAGCUCGUGGAAGAGGCUGGGAUUGGCAGUUCACCUGCAGAACAAAUCUAAAAAGUUAAUCCAAGAAUCAAAGCAGCAUCUGAAAGAUGUGGAAAAACUUUUGCAGGGUAAACAGUGUCUCGUGUUGGACCGUGUGCCACUGGAGAGGUGUAAACCGGUGGUGUGUCACUAACGUGCAUUCCGAGCCACGCUGGCCCUUCCACAGCUCCAGAACCCACAAGACAAAAAUAAUCCUGAAUACCCUGCCACCGGGGGAUGGGCUAAUCUAAAAUGCUUGCCGAAGCCAAUUUUCAGGUUUUUAUAUAGAUGUACAUUAGUCAAGCCAUCUGAUGAACAGAGGAAAAGCAUGUGUGAAGAGCUUCUGAACAGAGAACCUUAGAAAGACCUACUCUUGUGUGUGGCAUGACUGGCAAAUACUCAAGUACAGGUUAAUCUCUAGUAAAUCUAAAAUCUUGAAGCUAAAAGCCUUCCUUUUAUGACGUGUGACAAGCAGUGACUUUGAUGUUCUUCCUAGCAGCACUGUAUGUGGAAGAUGUAAGAGCAUCUGUGGUUUGUAUUUCCAAGAAUCAAAUACCACAGACUCCCCAAGAAAACCUAAUGUGGGGUUUUGUUUUUUGUUUUUUUACGUGGACAAAACACGAAAAAUUGAAUUUUCAUCUUCCAGAGACUAAGACUAUUCUCAUGGACAAGCUUUUCCCUUCCUCUCUAAAGAACAGUUUAAUUUUAUUUGUUCACUCACAUCUUUGCUUAUCUCCUGAAUUAUAGGCCAAGUCCGUUGUUUAGCCCAAGGGAAGAUUUAUUUAGCAAUUUCUUCUCACAUUUGGAACCAUGGUCGUUGAGAUGUUGGCCAGUAUAGAACGCUGGUGAAACAUUUUAUUCAUCAUCUUCAUCAGUGUUUUGGAUUAGGCAAAUUAACUGUCUGGCUGUUCCCUGUAAACUAUACUCUUGUUUGAAUGUUGAAGCUUUGUUCCUAAAGUUUAAGAUGUCUGAAUGUUCAACUAAUGUAUAUUAACUACAAUAAAUCCAUCUUUAAACCCCUUUAUAUUAUUAUAUCUAUU
Molecule: messenger RNA, 2893 nt
Organism: Physeter macrocephalus (sperm whale)
Lineage: Eukaryota; Metazoa; Chordata; Mammalia; Artiodactyla; Physeteridae
Gene: LYRM2
Product: LYR motif containing 2
Exons: 3
Coding region: 49-315 (88 amino acids)
Cellular component (GO): mitochondrion
Source: RefSeq, a predicted model, not a curated record